CUCCCCAACGGCAUUUUAAACACUGAAUUCGGAAGAUUCAAAAAUAUCCUUUUGUAUUCCAUGUGUUGAAAAGUUGCCGGCUGUGUAUUUAAAAAAGAAAGAAGAAAUAAACAUCAAUAAUUUGAACUAAAAUUAAUAUUUUUUUGUAUGUGCGUGAAAAGUAGCCUCCUCCGCAGGCAACUGUGUAGUUCUGCAACGUUAUUAACUAUAAAAGAUUUAUCAGGAACGUAGAAAAUACAAGGAAAUAGUUCUGAAAUACGACAUGAUAAGAUAUGAUAUUAUACCUCAAAUUCAAAUUGUCCAAUCAGGAAGCUUAGUUUGUACCACGUGAACAUGAAAUUAAUCGCGAUAUCACGCCUUACGUCAUCAAUUAGGGAGCCUGCGUUCCGCCAUCAAUUAGGGAGCCUGCGUUCCCCGGGGAACAUGGGGUGGAACAUUAUUCGCGUAGACCACGCGAGACAACACGCAUGACAACAACAUGGCCGACAAAAUAUAAAUAGUAUUGAUGAGUGAUGAAUAAUCAAAAUUUAAAGUGGAAGUCAAGUCCGUUCUGCGCAUCGGUUCUGCUCAUAACAAUGUGACGACCCUCUAAAUGACUAAAUAUGUGAACAUUGCCCAAAUUUCGAAUUUUUCUGAACAUAAACUCUAUUUCAUAUUCAUUUAAAAGCAUAGCGAACCAAAAUGGGGUUAUAUAUUCAGACAGUACAUCAUAUUUUAAAAAAUACAGCAGUUCAAAAUGUAAACAAACCGUUUGUUUACAUUACGGACUUGACUUCCACUUUAAACGUAAAGCCUGGGGCUUUUUCAAAAUUUUGAAGCAAAUUUUGAAAAAUGUUGUCAUUAAUAUUCCAAACGAUAUGUGAUUCGAAAGAAAAGCGACGAUACUUGCGUUAAUCCGAAAAUAAAACAUCGUAUUCACGAAGGUAUGUGUCAAGUUUUUAAUACUCAACUUGGAGGCUUUUAAUUUUCGGUGAUGAUAUUUCCCUCGUGGCAAAGCCCCCCCCCCGGGAAAUAUCAUCACUUCGGGUAAUAUUUCGCUGAAUCCCCUGAGCGGAGGGUCUAUAAAUGAUGAUAUAUUAAUCAGAUAAAAUGGCGUGGAGCGGAAAAAUAGGGAGGCGGGAAAGGGGGGGGUGGGGGGGGGAGGCGAUUACUUCCUACAUUACCCACAAGCCAUCCUAAUUUUCCGCUCCAGGCCUUUUUAAUUUACGCUUCUUGUUUAUUAAUAUCAUAUCGAUUUCAGAACUAUUUCCUUGUAUUUUCUACGUUCCUGAUAAAUCUUUUAUAGUUAAUAUAACGUUGCAGAACUACACAGUUGCCUGCGGAGGAGGCUACGUGAAAAGCAUAUAGGCUACGUUUCAUUUGUUGGUAUAAAAGUACUCAUAUAACAAAAUUCCAAGAAGAUUACGUAAUUUUCGCUAUUUCUUUAUCCGAAGCGGUUACCUGACCUUAAUAUAGCACCUUUUUUCUUGUGAUUUUUCGACCCUCGACAAUUUAUAUUACCUUCGACUUUUUACCCUCGCCUUCGUCAACUGACUCCCGACACUUGUAUCUUCAGUGACACAAUGGGUAUGAGCAAUAAUAUCGUAUGACAGGCUGACAGCUACAUAUUGCAUUAUAUAAUACAUUGCAAUACUUAGUCUUAGAUUUUAAAACAAGUACAUAUUUUAUAGUUUGCCUAUAAAAUUUUUUGAUUUUGCCGGUGAAAUUUUCCAACGUCUCAGAUUCAAGCAGUUUCAUAUGCCGCUUCUGCCAUUUGUGAUAUGGUUAAUCCGGCCUUGGCGGCUUCCUGUCAACAGGGGCACCGUCUUUAUCUUGCUCCACUUUAGCAUUUUUUAUUAUCUUUUUAUUAUUUUUCAAUUUUUUUCACUAUUUGAGCUCGUUUUGCGAAUCCGUAUCGAAACUGUGAUAGAGAGUUUGGCAAAUACAACGGCAACGUGCUCGUUAACAAUACCCUUAAUCUUAUAAGACAAAGCCAAAGGUGACAAUAAUUUGCAUUUUCUUAAGCAUUUUAGUACGCUGUAGUUGUUCAAACCACGUUAUUUAUAUCGCUUUCACGGCCAAGCCAACAGACUGUAAAACAAUCGUAGUUUGGGAGUAAAGUAGUUUGGAAGUUAUGUAUGAAUUCACUAUUGCAAGUACUAUAUAAGGGAAUCUCAGUUUUUUUAAAAGAAAGAUAAGUGUUUUUAAAAGAUUAGUAUACCGUAAUGACUAAUGCAUGUUUUGGCUUGAAUACAAAAAUACAAGUAAUCCAGAAGAUGAGUAGCCUGCGGGCAGCCCCAUACCACGUAAACGAGGGAAGGUAUGUGGUAUGGGGCAGUGGGGCUGCCCGCAGGCUAGAACGGAGUUAUCCUGCGACAUUCAGCCCGGAGUUAAGGAAUAUCAUGUUUCUUAGUCAGGAUCUCGUGGCCUAGCGCCAGCUGAGCUAAAUUGAAACUUUUGAAGUGCAAGUCACGUGACAUUGUUUUGCGCAUUAAAAACAGACAGAUAUAUAUUUUAGGCACCCAAUCUUUUAUAUAAUAUAUACUAUUAAUAGUUACGUUUUUGGCUUAUCUAAAAAUGUGAAAUUGCUGGGCUGCUGGCUAAACGUAAUUUUGAAAACGGCGAAUUGUGUAAACGGCGAAUUGUGUAAACGGCGAAUUUUUACUGUAGCUAACACCAUGGGGUCGGUUUCACCGGCUGUUCUGGCUUGUGUAUUCCUGCACGUCUGCUUAUUUCAAAACUUCAGUCGUUCAGGGAAGUAAACUCAUAUCAAUUCAGACAAGAUUUCGGAAGAAAUAUUUCCAAAUUUAUAAAAAGCUGUCAGGAAGUUUUAAUGGCUUAGUGUGAACAGAUGUAAACAAAAAUUAGGCAAUGAAUUUGGGAAAUUCAGUUAGCCUGCAACAUUUUGACAUUCAGACCCGAGUUAAGAAAUGUCCAGUGGUGGAUCCAGUAUUUUUUUUUAAUUUUUUUUUUUGGGGGGGGGGGGGCAGACUAACUUAAUAACUUGUGAUGUCAGAAUUCUAUGACUAUGACUAUGUACAGGGGUCCGGGGAUAACCCAUUUUGCACCUACUAAACCAACAGUGACAGAUGUUGACCAGUUGUUUUAAGGGUUCAGAAAAACAUGACUGCACCCUACAUUAAUAAUAUUAUUUUACUCUGUCUAACAUCAGUCAAUUUUACUCAUCAAUGUUGAGAGAGUGCCGAUGCUCACUGGGUUAAUACAACAGUAACAUUUAUUGCCCAGGCAAUUUAACCCAUUGAGUGGCAGCACUCUCCCCUGAGGAGUAAACUCAUCUGGCAUUAAACAAAGUAACUUAAUAAAGUGGGGGCAUCAGGGCACAUUGCCACUUAAGGUUUAACAGGAUGCAUGGGCAGAUUAACCUAUUGAGUCACUCUGUAUAGCUGUAUAGUUAAAGAAUAAAGACAAUCACUGGCUAAACAUGGAGGCUGGCUAUACGUAGUUAAACAUGCGGGCUAUAUACCCGCAAAUUAUGAGACAUACAUGAAAAUUCCCUUCCUUCCUUGCGCACAUUCAAGGUACAUCACACCAGUGCCGCCGAGGCGUUAUGCGGGGGGGGGGGGGCUACUACAACAUUAUGUUGCUGUCUGUCAUCUAAAAGAGAGGGUAAAUUUCCAUAGCACACUUACCUCUUUAAACUGCACAUUAUAAGGAAAUCCUGUUCUUCCUUCGGUUGGAGAUGUCCGAGACACAAUUGGACCACGACACACCAUAAAUGACAUGGGAAAAUCUGAUGACUGCGUUGGCUUCUUUCUUAUAUUCUUUUGAAUUGUGCACCUUAGAGACUUAUUGGCAGCUCGUAUUAACGAGCUAUCAAUGUCAAUACCUAAUACAUGCUUGGGUGAAAAACUCCGAGCUAGUUCUAAGGUAAUGUUACCUAUGUUACAACCAAUAUCUAACACAGUCUUAUCUUGGAACCACUCGCGAUGGAACAACUUGAGCCGAGGGUCAUCUGGAACUUUCGGAUUACGGUAACCAUAGUAACGAUUAUAGUUACCAUAAAGGAAAGUCUUUUGGUGUUUUUGUUUGCUUGAGCCAGAUUUUCCAGCAUUUUUUGGCUCAGUUUUUGGUUUCGGCAAUUUAUCAUUAAAACUAAGAGUCUCUUUUGCUUUUUCAUUCAUAGACUCUUCUUUGACUUCAGAACUUAAUUUUUCAUCCUUAACACUCGUUUCUGGUUUUUCAUACAUACUUUCCGAAACUUUUUCUCCCUCUAAUGAUAUUUUCUCAAUUUUAGUUCCAUCCGUGGUAUCCAAUUCCUUUUCCACUUUGUUUUUCUUCUUUUCUUUAAUUUUAACCUCUUUUCCAUCUCUUCCAUGCUUCUGCAUUUUCUUCUUUUUAAAUUUCGGCGAAACUAGAUCCUCUUUGUUUACAUCGGUUUCUUUUUUAUUUUUAUUUUCCUGUUCGUCGUCGAAGCAACCGCUGUCGUUUCGCUUGCGUUUCCGCUUCUUUUUUGCCAGCGUCACCAUCCCUUUCAAGUCCUGAUACACAUGGCAUUUUAGAUUCAAAGGAUCAGUUACGUCCCUUGCAAUAAGAACUUGCGGUGACAACUCCUUCAUACGAUCAACAAAAGGUGAACACUGUGGUGUUACCUCUGCAGGGUCUCUAUCGAUCAAGCUGUUUAAAUUCAACGGGUCGGUACUAUCCCCGCCCAUUUGGAAUUUGAGUUUCGACCCCCUAGACCCAUGUUUAGUUUUUACUCCUGCCUUAUCUGGCUCUUUGAGAUUAACACUAAAUUUGGGUAAAAUCGAUGCUUUGUGCAGGCGUUUUCCCCCAAGCGGGCUGUGGAAUUUCUUUUUGUGUCCAAGAUGAUGAGAUUUUAGUCCCUUUUCCAUGUUUCUGUCAGCUCAUUAAUUAUUCACAUGCAAAAUAAGCACUACAAAUGCACUGGAAUUGACCAGGAAAAUAAUUCAAAAACAUCAAAAGCGAUGAAUUUGAGAGCCAAAUAGACUCUUUAUGUUUAACAAGAAGCAAUGAGUUCCUCUCAAAAAAUCGCGGUCCUUUCCCGUUUCGAAGAUAAAAUUUCAACUCGGCCUCUAUAAAAUAGUACUAUUUGCCCGUAUACCGUAUAUGGAAAGUCUAUCGCAGCACGGAGCGAUAUAAGUCGCUUCGAAAAAUCUCAAUUUUUCGUCCCCACAUUAACGGCUGCCAGAAUUAAACACUCUAAAUGCCUUUAGUAAUGCUUAAUCUCUUCUUAGAGUAAAACGAUGCCGUAUAAAAACGCUCCUACCUUGCUUUUUGGACGAUUUUCUAACACAACUUCUCCACGGAAUUCGGAACGUUUUCGAGACGUCGAUAUUUUUGAAAACGUUUUCAGAGUUUUACGGGUUACAAAGGGUUAUUAAAGUACAUCGAGUUAUAGUUUGGGAUUUGGCAUAAAAGAAUAGGGAUAAAAUGGGAUAAUAGGGUAUAAAAGAACGAACAGAGUACUAAACUUACAACAUGGAUUGUAAAAUAAAAUAAGUUAUUUUACAAUCCAUGCUUAUACUGAUUUAACCCAAAUUAUUCAAAAACUACCCUUAUCCAAAUCCCCAAACCUUCCUCUCUAAUCUUAAAUACCCCAUUUAUUAUCCAGAAAUAUCCCAAAAUAUUCCCAGAUAUCCACGUAUCUAAAUCUAAACGUAUAGCCGCUGUAUUUGCGGGCGCAAAUAUUACAAAAACAAAAAGAACUUUUAUCAGAAGUCUUUUACGUACGCAAAUCACUUUGAAAAUAUUCAAAUUCUGUAAUAUUGUCUAUUGUAAUAAUACUACCCGACACAACAUUUGAUAUUUUAUUCCAGAAAUUGAUGUGGUUUUACUAAAAUAUUAAAGGUAGGCGUCUAUAUAGGUAUUAAUAUCGAAUAUAGAAUGUUCGACUUGAAUUUCACUGUGUAUAAAAUAUUAAUGUCUAUAAUAUUAUACGAUUAUACGAUCGAAAUUUUUUUAUUUAUCUAUUAAAUAUUGUAGUGGAAAUUAAUACAUGAACAUAACAUAUGUUUAGUGUUUUUUUUAUGUUUUGUGUUUUUCAUAACAUAGUGCUUAUAUAUUGUUGAAAAUGAUAUUUUAUUUAAUUGUUAGACACUGUACAUAUUAAAAAAGGGAUCAAAAGUGGUCAACAGCUUGAAUCCCCAUAAUUAAAAGCAUGUAACAGUCCAAUACUACAUGGGAGGCCCUCCGGGAAAAGACACUCAACGUCUUGUGAUAUACGUGCAUUCCAUGUAAGUUCUACGUUGGUGAUAUGCCAACAUUUGCUUCUGAUCAUGUUUUAUAAAAAAAAAACUUUUGGGGACCAAAUCCCAUUUCAAACGAAACAAUCCUGUGUGCGAGUUUUUAAGACUGUAAAGUAAUCUCGUGCAAUUGCUCACACCAAUAUACCAACAAAUUUAAUAACCUCACACCAGAGAUUUCCGGCUUGACUUGUGAUAAUGGUGAAAUUGAAUAGCAAGAAUUGAAGGGGGUCAGCUUCCCAUUCUCUGUAUACAAGAGGGGGCUAUCAGUAUUGUAAAAAUUACUGAAAAAAAGUAAUGAGUAGAAAGUACAAUUACUUCUCCUAAAAAGUAAUUGGUUAGAUUACAAAUUACUUUACUAGAAAAAGUAAUUAACCCAUUAAGCGCCAGCGCUCUCCCCUUGACGAGUAAAAUCGUCUGGUGUUAGAUAGAGUAAAAUACUAAAAUAAGGUGGAUCAGGGUGCAAUGCAACUCAAUGGGUUAACUACACACAUGUAUGGGCAGAUAGGCCAGUUAACCCAUUAAGCGCCAGCGCUCUCCCCUUGACAAGUAAAAUCGUCUAGCGUUAGACAGGGUAAAAUACUAAAGUAGGGUGCAUCAGGGUGCAAUGCGACUCAAUGGGUUAAUUACCAAGUACUAAUUACUUUUCAAAAAGUAAUUAAUUAAUUACUAAUUACUUUCAAAAUUACUUUUCGUUUUACUUUUGUAUUUAAAUCAUGCUUUCUGCUUUUGACCUUUCACAAUACUAAAUUGAGUAAAAUCAUUUUGCACAAAAUUGGUGGGAAAUUGAAAGAGAUAGUACUUUUUUAGACAAGUAAAAAAAAGUAGGGCGCACUGGGGCGCAUUGCGGCUCAAAUGGGUAAAACAUUGAUACACCUAUCAAUGUAACUGCUAGGGGAAGUUGUGGUGGGGAUAUUGCUUGAACAAUCACCCAGGCCGUCAGGCAUUUGAACAUCAAUGUGACCACAAAGGUAACCUGAGUAUCAGGCUCUAUUUUACAAAUAGAGCCUGCCACAAAACUUAACCUGAUCGCUUUCCACCCACAGCAAAGUUUAUAUUUAGUAUCCAAUCAAAAUGUCGCAGGAGAAAUUUAAAUUUCACACAACGACAACAACAAUCUAAUUAUAGCAUAGGCAGCCCACUAAACGGCUGAAUUUAAAUUAAAACUGCAAUGAACUUAUAAAAUUAACAAAAAUAAUCACAAAUUAGCGAAAUAUAUUUCAAAUGUAGCUUAUAUUAAAUCGCCACCCGAUUGCUCUCUCCUCCACAGAGGUUUCAGUGACUACAACGAGCUUUACAUGGCGCUUACCGUAUUUAUCAACAAACUGACAUACAAUUAUAAAGUAUAUAUUUAUUAAGUAUACUUUAUAACUAGACGUCAGUUAGUCGAUAGUGCAAUCUGAUAUUCUUAUGGCGAUUUAAUAUAAGCUACAUUUGCAAUAUAUUUCGCUAAUUUGCGAUUAUUUUCUAAUCUUACUGCAGUUUUAAUUUAAAUUCAGCCGUUUACAAGUUAUAUGAUCAUUUCCGGUGACGUAAUAUUUUGAGUGGUCUCAUCCAAUCAACGCUCAGUCCAGAUUCUGGACUGAAUAACCAGGCAAAAUGCUGCUUUUGUGUCAGGCCGUACUUUUCCCCCCUUCGCCCGCGAUCAGGCGUGCCUGUGCCCUAAAAAGUACGGCCUGAUACUAAGGUUACCACAAAGGACUGAUAGUUCAGAAUUGUUGUUUUAUAUAUUGUUUUGUUUAUAUUCAAAAUUUCAAUUUUGUGUCAAAUCCCACCCUUUGCUGCAUGCCCUAACAUUAACAACACAAAUGAAUGCCAUCGUAACUCAUUAAAGCUGCAAUGCGCCCUACUUUAUACUUUAUUAUUAUACUGUGUCUAAAGCCAGACAAUUUUACUCGUCAAAGGGGUCAGAGCACUUUCAACAGGUUAAACAAAGACAGUGAGGUUUUGAUUAACAAGUGCAUGAAAUCAUCAUGGAUGAAUGUUUAUCGAUGUUAGCAAACAGUUGAAACACAAAGUAACAUAAUGAAUCCACAAUUCCUACUAAUUGUUAUAAGUGUAACUAAUCUAUUUCAACUUGAAAAUGCUAAUUAGUCGAAUUAAUGGCAUAUUGAAACAUCAUGUUGUUUAAUUCUUUUCAAUUACAGCAUGCUUAUAAACCAUUUUUGAUAUUGUCUUAAGGCUGCUUACUUGCUACAUUUACACAAUAUGACCAGGAUGCCACUGAUGUUAGUUGCAUAUUUUAAAAAGACAUUGUCAAGAUUGUGUAUUGACAUCAGCAACUGAAGAUUUUCAUCAUUAAAAUUGAGCUUACACCAAAAAGCUGCCCAAGAAACCAUGUGUGAAAUAAUGUACCUUAAUUUUCAGUCUUAAUUAUUUUUCAAAUAAUUUCAUUCUUGUUUGCUUUUCAGAUGCAGCUGAACAUAUACAACUGUUGAAUAAUAACAAGAUGUGUAUAAAACACGUCCCAUCCAUGAGAUCUGAAAAGAAAUACAUGCCUUGGAUAUAACCAUUUGAAGAAUUAAAAUCGCAAAUCUUCAACGAACAUCCCUCUUGCAUAAGCUAGCAAGUCAGUGUAUUGCCAGCAUCAUUAAAUCUAUGAUUGUUUAGUAAUGCAGCCAACUAUAAAACAUCUCCAUCAAGAAAACUAUGCAAAUCAGUUAAACUCAAAUGAAAACCAACAAACAUAUAUUGAAGACACCAUUCAAAACCUACAUGGUUCAAAUAUAUAUGUAAAGCAAGCUAUCCUACUUGGACUAUGGUAUUUGUUUAGUUUUUUCACGAUUGUCUUGAAUAAGUACAUACUGACAGUGCUUGGGGGGCAGGCAAGUCUCCUUGGCAGAACUCAAAUGCUAAUGUCGGUGAUAUUUGGUGGAUUUACGAUAUAUGUGCUGCCGUGUUGUGUCCAGAGGAGUGGUGUUGAGGAGAGAAAGAUGAAAUUUAUUAGGAAUAUGUCAAUUUUAGGUAUUCUUAGGUGAGUAUUAGGGCAUAUAAUGUUUUACCUUGAGAAGAUAGCUAGAUAAACACUCUCUGUCUUUGGAUUGCAGGAUCGAAAUGAACUUGUAAACUACUGUGCCAUCAACACACCCUGGCUUAGAUAACUCUUAGGUGAACAUCUAUCUGUGGCAGGCCACUCUCUAACUAAGUAAAUAAACAUUUUAAUUUUUAUACUGAAUAACUCUUAUGCUUCUAUUAAUCAGGGUAUACACCCUUUGGUGAAGGUGAAAUUCAAGGACUUUUUCCAGGACUUUCAAGGCCCAUUUUCAGUAAAUUCAAGGAUCUAGAACUGGGAAUGGCACGGAUUUGCCGUAAAUUAUUCACUUUAUUCAGUAAUUUUAAUCAAAAUCACUAACGAUUAUGUUAGAAGAACUGGAGGUUAAGGAAAUUAAUUCCAGGACUUUCAAGGACUUCAAAGUUCUGGAAUAGUUUUUUUUCCAAUUCAAGGACUUUCCUGGAUUUUCAAGGCCUGUGGACACCCUGAUGGCCUAAUUAACUCUAAACCAUAAUACUUUUUGUUUGUGGAAGCACCACAUAAACAAAAGUGAGAGUGUAUACAAAGAACUCAAUUCUAAACUGUUCUCCCUCGGGAGAAGUACAGUAAUGGUUAUCCCAGCUUGUUGGUCAAGCAUUACUACAGGAGGGUCCAGGUUCUGGACCCCCUACUUUUCAUCAGGACCAAUUUUUUAAUACUUUCAAAACUGAGAAGAAACUGGCAGGGGGCGGGGCUUAAUGUGUUCAUCUAUGACAUAAAAUAUACCAAAUCUGUUGCUUUCGGAUUAUCAUAAAACAUGCCAAAAUGCAUGAAAUAGUGUUUCGUAGACCCUAAAAAUAGCAAUAUGUAGCCUGCGAACAGGCUCACUGGGAAAAAUGUUCCUGGGAAACCGUGACAAGGCUCAAGUAACAAAACAGAAUGGAUCCUGAAAUCAAACUCUAACUGGUGUACGACUCAGGCUGAUCCUGCCUCAAUAGCUAAUCUGAAUUUGGCUCAAUAUAUGGUUUCUUCAGCCAAGGUUUAUCCCAGCAGCAAGAUAAUUUUUCAACAUUUGAAUAUAGCCUUUUUCCCAAAAGAGAUAACAGCGCAUUCUGGGAUCGUUUGGAGGGACAAAAUAUAUAGUGACAGGCGUCAAAUAUGUGAAAAAGUAGAAGUAUCUACUAUCAACUUUUUAGACGACCAAAAAUGAAAUAUCUCCUUUUUUACAUUAAACAUUUAAUUUAAAUGUGUGCUGCCAUAUUUCUUGUCCCUCCAACAUGGGAUUCGCGCGACUAGACCGACUAGACCCAGGACGUUUGGAAAUGGCUAAUUAAACAGAAAUGCAGAUGUAUCCAAACCAAAACAGCGGGUUAACUUCCCGGGUUAAAAAAUUCGGCAAUUUAAUGAAGAUGGGAAUUUCAGUAGUAGAAUUUCUGUGACAUUCAGACUGGAGUUAAGGACUUAACUGACGUUCUCGCGGCCUAGCGCCAGCUGACAUUGUUUUGCAUACUAAAAACAGACAAAUAUACUGUAUAUUUUAGGCUACAUGACAUCCUCGCAACACUUAUCUGGUACCCAUUUUUUAUUGAGCAAAGUUUCGAAGAUGAACAAUGUUUUACAUAAUAUAUAAUAGUGGCUAUUAUUUUGGCUGAUCUAAAUUGUGAAAUUGCCGACUAAACGUAAUUGUGAAAACGGCGUAUAACGCCGAAUUUUUUACUGUAGCUAACACCCUGACUUUUAACCCACGGUUAUGGCACUUAUCCAACGCUUUGAACAACCGGCCCCUGAAGUUAACGUGACUGGAUGCAUGUAAUAUACGGUAUAUACACAUGUCCUGUAUUUAUGAAUUAUGACUGUGUAACUAAUCCAAUUUUGCCCCUCAUUAAUAUAAUGCCACAAAGUUUCUUUCGAAACAUGGCAUUAAAAGGGUAAUUGACACAGAGGUGAAGAACAUUAUUACAAGGUGUAGACCUUGAGCAAUACAUUAAAUUGGGGGAGGGGGGUGCAAAAAAUCUCGGGGGAGGUGCAGAUCAAUCUCAGCGGAGGUGCACCCCUCCCCGAACAUAAAUUAAUCUUUUAACUAUCUCACUAUAGAUUUGGAACCGUGGUUUGCUCAUUAAUUAGUCUCAAGCAUGUUGCUGUGUCAUUUACGGAAACUGUGAAAGCAUCGGCUCCGUUAUUCACUGUCAUUCUUUCAUUUCUAAUUCUCAGUAAGUCAUUUUCUCACUGGGUUUCCAAAAAAAAAACUAUAUACUGUUUGAUUUCCUGUAACGUAAAAACUAUAAAAGAUAUUAUUGCACUGAAAUAAGUUUCAUUGCAAUCACAAAGGGGAAAAUGAAAAUCUCGAAAAGGUGUUGCGCUAACCCAUGCAGUAUUUUUUUUUUAUAUUCAGGAGAAAAAGUUGGAUUGCUAGUGAUGUUUUCACUAAUCCCAGUCAUGGCUGGUCUAUCUCUUUGUUCUGCAAAUGAAAUUAGUUUCAAUGUAAUCGGUUUUGUUGCUGCUAUAUCAAACAAUAUAAUGGAUUGGUUAGUAAUGAACACUACUUACAAAUACAGUGUUUUAGUUUGUCUCAUUUGAAGGAACGUAUGAAAUCUUGUUGCAGAUUUUUCAUGGUUAUAUUCAGUGCCGUAGCCACGAGGGGGGGGGGGGGGCGCCCCCCCCCCCCCCCCGAACCGCCACAACAAAAAUCACUCUCUCAAAAAGUCUAAAUCCGUAGAGAAAUUGGGGGGGGGGAGUCUCGACCUAGCAUAAGGACGAUUUACUGGACGAGCUUGGUGUGUAAAUUCUCGUAACGCGUUUGCAUAUCAUGGUUCCAAAGAGUGGAUUUAGUUACUACUAUUUUCAACUGUUAAAUGGCAUGCAUGCAUUACCAUAGCAUGAAUAUUUCUUCUCAUAUUUAUUCUGUAUCUUGUGAAAAGUAAUGCAAUUUUGAGAAUGCGAGAAAUGGCGUCUCAUAGAACCGAUAAAAUUAUCUAAAUGCAAAAUUUCCAAGGUGACGUUUCCAUGCAAUUCAUUUAGUUCCGUGGAGAAAUAUCUGGUAAAAAUCGUGUCUUUUAUGUACUUUAUAAUGUUCGGAAUUCUGAAAAAUUUCAUCCCCAAAAUGCUUGAAAUCACAUUUCAGGGAAUUUAUAUUGCAAUAUUUAGACUGAAAGCAAUGAGCUUAUCUACCAUCUUAGAUUAAUUCAUAACGUCAGUAGGCCUAACUGUGGUUUUGAUGACGUCAAUUAGGGUUAGCCUUAUUAAACUACCUCUAAGUGACAUCUAAUUGAAAAGUUUAUAUCCAGCUUAACUAUUCAAAUAUUUUGGCUGAUAGCAAUGAGCUGUCCGGUCCUUAAUUCUUAACCUCGUUACCCAUGCAUAGUUUUGAUGACGUCAAGAGUGGGUUUAGCCUUUUAAAAUUACUUCUAUAAGUGAUUCGAAAUUUGAAAUAGCAACCAAAAACGAAUUUUGAGCUAAUAUUGAUCACUGGCUGUCAAGAUAAAAAAUUUGCGUGACCCCAUUUGUGACGUAACAUGCAUAUUCUGAAUAAUUCAAGAUGGCGGACAGCCCACUGUUUUCAGUGAAAAUAUUUCAAGAAUUAAAAAAGUGUAAAGUCUUUUAGUAAUUAUUUCUAAAGCUCUUUUACAGUAGACAAAUUAAAGUUCCUCUGCUAAUGUCCCGUAAUAAGUAGUAUUGCCCGACACAAAAUAAAACAUAUUGUGUACUAACAUAUUGGUCAAUGUAAACAUUUUUUCAGUAUUCAAAAUGUUUUCUCAAAGAAGCUUCUUUCUGGUGAAUCAUCGUAUAGGUAAAAUUAUUUUCGUUUAAAAUUAGAUGCAGGGAAAAAAUUCAAUAGUUACGUUCCAGAUUAUUACACACUGUCAGCUAUUUAUUACUAAGCAUCAAAAAAUUUAAUCUAAGAGGUAAAUUUUGACACUAUACUGUCUAAGAUCAUUGAAAUUGGUCUAAUAGAGCGAAUAAUAAUGACAAAAAUCAUGCAUCAGAAAAACCCUGCAAAACGAACCUAGAUUUUUCAAGUUAGCCUAAACAGGUUCUUAUGUACAUGGUGCUUACCAGGAAAUUGGUCUAAAUAGGUUCUUAAAUAGGUUAUCAGUUUUCUUAAGAAAAAAGCGAUUCAUUUUCGGUAGGUAUGGUAUAUAAUUUAUAUAAAUUAUGCACAAAUCUAAUAAUUGCUUGUAUAGUCACUAGUAGUUGAGAUUGUCAUGUACUAUUUUUACUGAAGAAAUACAAUUAUUUGUUGUUGACUUGUUGUGUUCACAUAGACAUGUUAUUUAUCUGAAUGACAUUUCCAGGGUCAUUUUCAUUACUUUUCAAAGAGCUUAUUUUCUUUGAUUUACAAAUUUUUAGUUUUUACUCUAUUUGAUAAAGUAAGAGCCUGCUUUGAAAUUCUAGCCUAAACAGGUUCUUAUUUAAAAGGGGUCUAAAUAAAUUUUUUUUAGCCUAACAGGUUCUUAAAUUCUACAUAGGUUCUUAUAUGCGGGGUUUUACUGUAUUUGAAGACACCUUGGUUUAAACAGCCAUAUGAAGAUUGGUUCUACUACACAAAUUUUAAUAAUCUUUAAUGUCAAAAUACAUCUCGUAGACUAAAUUGUCGAUGCCCACAAAUAUAAUUGCGUUUUUCGGGGACACCCUUCAUGUAUUUGGUGUUGUUAAAAGUCGACAAACAGUGAAAUUGCUUUUUAAUUUUCAUUAUAUAGUCCACCAGAAUUACAGUUUUACACUGGGACUGCAGCGUUGCUACUACAGAUACCAUAUUGGAUUUAUACAAUUGUGAGUUGGUAACUAUUAAGGUCGAAAUAUUCUUAUAUAGGGUUUAAUUUGCUCUACAAUCUGUUAAGUGACGUUUUCAAGUUAUGUCCACUUAUUCUAUGCUUUAAUAUUUCUAGGAUUUUCAAGAAAGUUUUACGAAACCAGAUUACUUCUAUAUUGGAAUUUUAAUGUUGGAUAGUUUUUCAUUUUAUCUUCAAAGUGUCACAGCGUAUGGCUUAAUGGCGCUUAUAUCUCCUAUAACAUUUAGGUGUGUGUUGACGCAUUUCAGUAUUAAUUUCUCUUAUGAAUACUUUAUCAGUACCAAAUAUCACUACCUACACGAAUACACACAAUUUUUCUUUGCAGUGUUGCGAACACGGUCAAACGAACCCUACUUAUAUGGUUGUCUGUUGUGGUGUUUGCGAACCACGUGACCUGGCUCAGUGGACUGGGAACAAUGAUCGUCACACUUGGUGUUGUAAUGUAUCAAAGAGCCAAACAAGUCGAGGCAGCAGAUAAACACAAACAACAACAAGACCAAAAUCAUAGAGCAUCACCAUAGAUAGCAAAUUUUUGUGUUUGGGGGCCGGUCUAUUUAUGGUGGGGGUGGCACCGAAGAGAAAAGGGUUGGGUAAACAAAAUUUUGAGUUAGUAUAAAAGGUUGGGUAAAUGGAAAACAAAGCAAUUCAAGGGUUGGGUAAUAAAAAUUAUUUUCAAUUAUUUUUCCAGAGCAUGUCUCACUCAAAAUAAAUAUUGAAGACUAAAAAGAGUCAAUGUCAAGAGUCACAUGUCACUAUCUUGAUCAUUUUCCGAUUUGUCAGGAAGUAAAUGGUGUCCCCAAAGAAAGUACAUGUGUAGACAACAUGAAACUUUAACUGCAGAAGAUUGCAAAAGCAGUUAGUCAAACUAAUGUAUAAAGGACAUUUGUAAAGUUUUUGGCCAGGGGUUGAUAUUUAUUUUUUUUAAUUGAUAUUUGAGGUUGGGUAAAAAAUUGUUUUGAUUUUUAAUGGUUGAAUCAGCAAAAUGGUUACGAAGAAAAGCAUUUCUCUUCGGUGCCACCCCCCACUAUAAAUAUGACCGGGGCCCUUAUGCACUACGCCCAUAGUCUAUCAAGAUAUGAUGAUCUGGAAACUAAGCAGAAGUCACUGUGUUGUUUUUGUCUGAGUUUAUAGUAAUUUGUGCACAGUCAUGGUGAUGGAGCUUAUUGUAUUUUCGUAUCGUGAAGUAAUCGUCCAAUAGGGAUAGCUGAAAUGAAACGUGCAAGCACGAUCAUAAUAUUUAAUGAAGUUGGAUUUGUGCACGGUUAGGUACAGUUCAACAUCAGACAAAGGUCUUCGAUUUUGGGGCUUCCAGACCAUCGUAUCUUGACAGCCUAUGCUACAUCGGGAUAUUUUAAAGUACAUCCACAUACUUGUCAACAAGAUGUGUUUGCAAAAAAAGGUUUGUAGCAAGCUUCUCAACAAGUUGUCACAAUGUUGUUAGUUCUUCAAAUUACUACGGUGUCACUCACAACGUGUCAACAAGCUGUUGUAUUGCAGGCGAUAGCAAGAUGUUGCAACAACUUGUAACAAGUCUGUUUAGUUCAUCAACGUUGUAGCAAGUUGUCAACAAGCUGGGAACAAGCAGUGCGAACACAUCCAUGACAUGUAACUUUUGUCGAAACAGCAUUGGUAUACAAGUCUGCUGCAGGUUUGUACCAAGUUGUGCGUUUUUACGUGUGUAUAUGACACGAAAGUGUCGAUUGUCUUAAACGAAAGAACUUUCGAAACUGCAGAAUGACAAGUGAAGCAAGCGAAAGAUGUUUUCUUUGUGUUAACAAAUUGUGAAACACGAACAAUUACUGCAUAGAUGACAGGCAGAAAAUAUUUUCGGACCUCUGUGCCACAGAUAUUAGAUAAAUCGCAUAGUUGAACAAUGGACUAUAUUAUGGGGAAAAUAGUGAAGUACUAACCAAGUACCAUCAUUAGUACCUGGUUAUAAUUUUCCCCUGACCGGUAUUCGGUAGACUAUUAUCUGGUAUUUGGCACAACUGUUAAGACAAGGAACUUUUGGUAUAUUGAAGCAAUCACCCAAUCAACCUCGCAAGCAAGGGUCUCCGUCCCGCCGCGGGUGUGGAGACCCUUGCUUGCCAAUAGCAUCGUCUUGGAUUGAACCACAAUCGAAAAACUACUCCACGUGCGUUUGAAAUAUUAAUAGACAAAACAAUUUGCGCAGGGUGAAGUCGCCUCAACGUAAAAUCGUAGCUUAUUAUAGACGCUUUGAAAUUUUCUGAGUUUCCUGGCCUUAUAGCUCGAUUGGUUAUGAUUAAAGAUAAUAUAAAAUGUCAAAAUAUAUAAAUUAUGGGAAAUAUCAUAAUGACUAUUUGUAAUAAUUUGUAAUAAUAAUGGAGCAAUUAAAUUUUUACUUGGAUUUUUUUAUAUUGAUUAUUUAACAAAUAUAAAACAUUUUCCGUGUUAAUAUACAGUUAUAUCAACACGAGUGGAAAUUGGGAAGGGCGUCGUGUUUCCACACAAUUUCUCGUUUUCCCAAUUUCCACGAGUGUUGAUAUAACUAUAUAUCAAUACGAAAAAGAAAUUUUCCGAUGUUUCCG
Paramuricea clavata is the source of this 16513-nucleotide messenger RNA. The record is from the annotation of a GenBank genome assembly. NCBI's taxonomy places the organism in Eukaryota, Metazoa, Cnidaria, Anthozoa, Malacalcyonacea, Plexauridae.